Messenger RNA from Chinchilla lanigera (long-tailed chinchilla), 1588 nucleotides. Its product is annotated as leukocyte immunoglobulin-like receptor subfamily A member 5. Gene Ontology annotation, biological process: cytokine-mediated signaling pathway. The record is from RefSeq and is a predicted model, not a curated record. Bases 132 to 1565 code for a protein of 477 amino acids. The transcript has 8 exons. Gene Ontology annotation, molecular function: inhibitory MHC class I receptor activity. NCBI's taxonomy places the organism in Eukaryota, Metazoa, Chordata, Mammalia, Rodentia, Chinchillidae.
GCUCCGCUUCCUGUGGGCUCCUGGCCUGCCCACCCUGUGAAGGGCAGACACCAGUCCCCAGCUGUGAAACUCUGUGUGUCAGGCACUGUGGUCUCAUCCGUCCACAGUCUCACCUGGAGGUAGGAGACGCCAUGACGGCCACACUCACGGCCCUGCUCUGUAUUGGGCUGAGUCUGAGACCCAGGACCCAAGUACAGGCAGGGACCCUGCCCAAACCCGAGCUCUGGGCUGAGCCGGGAUCUGUGAUACCGCGGGGAGAACCUGUGACCCUCUGCUGUGAGGGGACCCUGGAGGCCCAGGAAUAUGUUCUGUACCAAGAGGGGAGCAUAGCACCCUGGACAAGACAAACAUCACUGAAACCGAAGAGCAGGGCCGUGUUCUCCAUCCCAUCCAUGGCAGAGCGCCAUGCGGGGCACCAUCGCUGCUUCUACCGAACCCCUUCUGGCUGGUCACAGCCCAGCGAGCCCCUGGAGCUGGUGGUGAAAGGAGUCUACAGCAAACCCAGCCUCUCAGCCCUGCCCAGCCCCGUGGUGGAUUCAGGAGGGAGCGUCACCCUCAAGUGUAGCUCAAGGCAACAAUUUGACAGGUUUAUUCUGACUAAGAAAGGAACAGACAAGCUCUCCUGGAGCCUGGCCUCAGAGCGAGACCCCAGUGGGCAGGCCCAGGCUCUGUUACAUGUGGGUCCCGUGACCCCCAACAACGAAUGGACGUUCAGAUGCUACGGCUGUUACCAGAGCCAACCCCAAGUGUGGUCGGAGCCCAGUGACCCCCUGGAGCUCCUGCUCUUAGGGAUCCAACCAAAACCCCAGCUCCGGGCUCAGCCAGGCUCUGUGGUACCAGAGGGGAGUCCUGUGACCCUGUGGUGUGAGGGGACCCUGGAGGCCCAGCGAUACCAUCUGUACAGAGAGGGCAGCCCGGCAUUCUCAGUCACACAGACCUCACCCGAGCCCCGGAACAAGGCCAGGUUCUCCAUCCCAUCCAUGACAGAAGAUGAUGCAGGGCGCUAUCGCUGUUACUAUCACACCUCUGCUGGCUGGUCACAGCACAGUGAUACCCAGGAGCUGGUGGUGACAGGAGUCUAUAGCAAACCCAGCCUCGCAGCCCUGCCCAGCCCUGAGGUGACCUCAGGAGGGAACGUCACCCUCCAGUGUCGCUCACAGAAGGGAUUUGACAGGUUCGUUCUGACUAAGGAAGGAGGAGACAAGCUCUCCUGGAUGCUGGACUCACGGAGAGGCCCCAGUGGGCAGAUGCAGGCCCUGUUCCGUGUGGGCCCUGUGACCCCCAGGCAGAGGUGGACGUUCAGGUGCUACGGCUAUGACAGGAGGAAACCCCUGAUAUGGUCAGAGCCCAGUGACGUCCUGGAGCUCCUGGUCUCAGGAGAAGUUGAGACCAUUACCCCAUCCCAGAACGAUUCAGACCUGUCCACAGCCCCACAGCCUCAGGACUGCGCAGUGGAGAAUCUCAUCCGCAUGGGCCUGGCUGGCCUGGUCCUGGUGGCCCUGGGGAUUCUGCUCUUCCAGGCUCAGCACAGUCUGAGAAGGACUCAAGAUGCAGCCGGGAGAUGAACAGAAGAACUAGCAACCAGAGC